CUUCUGUAAACAAAACUCUCCAUCGAACCAUGCAGAGCAAGCCGGAACAGGACAGGAACCAGGAGGCGACGGUGUAUCUGGGAAAUCUUGACGAGCGGUGCACCGACGCGUUGAUAUGGGAGCUCAUGUUGCAGGCGGGGCCCGUGUGUGAGUGCGCUCCGGGCUAUCGAGUUGACGCCAGCGAACGUCUUCCUUCCCAAGGACCGUGUGAGCAUGGCGCACCAGGGCUUCGGGUUCUGCGAAUUUCUGUCCGAGGAGGAUGCCGACUACGCGUGCAAGAUCAUGAACCAGAUCAAGCUAUUCGGCAAGCCAAUUCGCGUGAACAAGGCAUCCUACGACAAGAAGCAGAUUGACGUCGGCGCAAACCUGUUCAUUGGUAACCUAGGCAAGGAUGUCAGCGAACAAGAGCUGUAUGACACGUUUUCACGUUUCGGAGGGAUCGCGGAGACGCCAAAGGUCGCGCGUGACCCGUCGACUGGCGAGUCUAAGGGCUACGGCUUCGUCAGCUUCCACGACUUUGAGGCCGCGGACCAGGCGAUUGAGAAUCUCAACGGACAGUUCCUUGGCGGCAAGCAGGUGUCGGUGCAGUACGCGUUCAAGAAGGACAGCAAGGGCGAGCGACACGGCACGCAGGCGGAGCGUGUUCUCGCUGCGCAGGCGAAGAAGCACUCGAUGCUGCCAGGCGGUGGAGCGUUUGGAGUCGCAGCUGCACCAGCCUACGUUCCUCCCGUUGUGGCGGCGCCGGCAGCCGUGCCAGCCCCACCUCCCGUACCGGCGGGCUUUGCGCCGACGCAGGUUGCUGGCGUGCCGCCUCCCCCACCAGGAGUGCCCGUUUAUGGAGGACAGCCGUACGCUCAGCAGCAGCAGUACCCGGGCUACGAGGGGUACCAGGGCUAUGACUACAACCAGUACGCGAACGGGGGGUACUACUAUGGCGGGGAGCAGCAGCAGCAGCAGCAGGGCGGCGCGCCGCCUCCACCGCCACCGCCAAUCCGUAUGGGCUUCAACCAGUAGCGUGUGUAUCGAUGCAGUCUGGCAGUGUAUCCUAAUCCACUAGAGGAUGAUCCACAUUCCGUCUCGCGGGCCAGAGACCUCGAGUGA
Messenger RNA from Cutaneotrichosporon oleaginosum, 1101 nucleotides. RefSeq lists its product as uncharacterized. The record is from RefSeq and is a predicted model, not a curated record. Lineage: Eukaryota; Fungi; Basidiomycota; Tremellomycetes; Trichosporonales; Trichosporonaceae. Gene Ontology annotation, cellular component: U2 snRNP; nucleolus; U12-type spliceosomal complex. Gene Ontology annotation, molecular function: RNA binding. Gene Ontology annotation, biological process: positive regulation of mRNA splicing, via spliceosome.